AUGGCACUCUGCCUAGUGCAGAUUUCGCCCAGGUGUCGCAGUUCAUCUGCGGGCAUUGUGGAGGAGCUUCAGGGCUACGAGGAUCGGCCGCUGCCUCUGGGAGAGGCCGUCGCAAGACUAGCGGAUCUGGUCACCGAGUGGAAAUACAAGAAAGUGAGCAUAGACCAGCUGCGCGAGACCAGCGAUCAUCUCCUCGAAACGUUUAACUGUGACUGCACACCUCGGCUGGAGGUGGCGCUACUCAACGAUCGAUAUCUUGUCCUCAAUGAAUAUGUACAGGGGCAAUUAUCAAGAGCGAAUGGCCUGUACAAGAGCCUGGAGGAGACUCUCACGCACUGCGACACGUACCUGACAGAGAUGGCCACAUCAGUGGCUAGCGGCCAUCCGGUGGUGGCCAGAAAUGCUGAAGAGGUGCAGGAGCUGUUGCUGAAGACGCAGAAAAUGCUAGAGGAAGUUGGUGACAAGAGCGCAAUCCUUCAGGAGGAGGUCAAACAGACGGGAGAACUCGGGGAAUGUCCUUUGAAAGAGCUCGACACCCAUGUGCAGCAGAAGUUCGACCGUGUCAUCGCUAUGAUCGAGGAGCGGCUGGUAACGAUCCGGAAGGCGUUCAUGGAGUGGGCCGACUACCAGAAGAUGAAGUCAGACGUGGAGACAGUGAUCCGACCAGCUGCACUCGCUCUCAAGGAGGUGCAGCAGGUGCCAGUACAGCGCGACGACGAUGUGCUGCAGAGCAACAUUGACAAGGUCACGACGAUGAAGGAGGACCUUGAGGAUGUCAGCCAGCUGUUCAGCGAGCUUCAGCGUAUAUACAGCGCCCUCUGUCCCGGCGUUGACGCCGACGAGGAUUCUGACUUCCAGCAGCUUCACAAUGACUACACAGAGCUGAGUGAGCAGGUGGCCACUCUGCUCGAGAUCUACCUCAGGUGCCAGACACUGUCAGCUGAGUACACAGAGCUGUUGGCCACUAUUGAGACACAAUUGGAAGAUUAUGAAAAGCAGCUGUUUACUCUAAAACAUGACACUGAGAUGACACCACAGGACAAGAUUAAAGAUGUCGAGAUUCUGCAUGAAGCUGUGAAGGAACUGAAACCAAGUCUGGCGAGACUCCGAAAAUUAGUCAGCUCUGAACUGGCGCCUCUCCUUUGUGAGAGUGAUGAAGCUGAGCUGACGCAGAGUGUUAGUGGUGUGGAGCAGAAGUGGACAGACCUUCUGCAGGACACUCGGACUUGUGCUGACCACCUGAAAUCACAGGCUUCCAGCAAUGAGCUGCUGGCUGCACUCCUGUGCAAGGAGCAGACCUGGAUUGAACAGAUCACAGAAACACUCACCAAUCCGGUGGAGGUUUCACUUCAACCCAACGCUGCUAAGAAAGCGCUGAGAGAAUUUGAGUCGAUGUGUAUUUCUGUUGAUGCACACAUGGUAGAGUACAAAACACAGCUGACAGAGCAGCUUUCUGAGAUGGAGAAGUCUGGUAAGGAGGUAGUACCUGAAUUCCAGCACCAGGUGGAGGAGAAUGCUGCAGGACAUGAUAGUGUCAAGGCUUUACUAGAGGAGCGAAGAACCACCCUACAAGCUGCUAAAGUUGAUCGUGCAGCAUACAGCAAGGACGAUGACAAUGUGACAACAUGGCUGACCAAGGCGGAGGACAUUCUGAGUCCACCUUCAGAAGGAGUUAGUGGCGAAGCUCUCCCUUCUCAGAUACAGAACGUUCAGGUGUUUUUAAGCACUGCCACCUCGCCUCAAACGUCUCUGAAGCAAAUGACAGCACUUGUAGAGAAGAUGGCACCAACAAUGAAUGCGGACGAUUCGCUGGACAUUGCCAACCAUGUCAGUCAGCUGAUUUUGAAACUCAAUGUCACCUUGGAGCAGACAGUGACAUAUCAGGAGACACUUGGCAAGCAGUAUGCCACGUGGCAACAAUACCUGACACACGUGAAGGAGAGUAGCUUAAUGCUGGAUGCAAUGGAGCACAAGAUGAAGCAGCUAAAGGAGGCAAAGCCCCUUACUGCAACUGCUAUUGAGGAGCGCCUUCAGAAGAACCAGGAGUUCACUUGUGAGUUAGAACAAAAGAACUCUCUGGUGGAUGAUGUUGCUUUGUCGGCCCGCGCUGUCGAGCGGCACAGCGAUUCGGAAACGCGCCUGCAGGUGGAGCGAACUGUUACUGUGAUAACAGAGCGGUGGCAGCUCAUCAACCAGGAGGUGGAAUCCCAGGAAGCAGCACUCAGGCAAAUGAUUGGAAGCUGGGAGACGUACAACGAGGCCGUGUCGUCGCUUACUACCAAGCUGGACUUCACAGAAAGCAAGGUUCCAGUCUCAGAGGUGGAGGUCUUUUCAAGGGAUGAACUGCAGUUUGAAAUUUCUGCAACGGAGGAGUUACUCCUGGAAGUAGAACAGGUGAUGAUUGACUUGGAUGGCAUGAGAACUACUGGUAAAAGCCUUAUCGCACUGCUGCCUGCAAAGGAGGUGCAAUCACCAAUCAUAGAUGAGAUCAAAGGCGAAGAAGAGCGAUGUGCAAGGUUGGAGGAGACAGUGAGUGAGAUCUUCUUCAGGCUGCACCAGGAGGUCUCGAUGAGAGAUUCCUUCCACUCGGAGGUGACCGUCUCAUUCACAGCACUGCAAGAUGCCGAGGUCAAGCUGGACAACCUGACGGAGAUGACCACAGACGAUGAGCGCGUUGAAGCACAGAAGAUCAUUAGAGAGGAGGUGACUGUACACGUCACACGUGUGGAGACAUCAGUAGUGCGCUACAUGCAGACACACGACGAACUGCCGGAGGAAACAAGCAAACUGCUGUCAGAGUUCGACUCAAAGAAAGAUGCGGUUAUUGCUAAGCUUGAUGCGGCCGAACAGGAGCUUAAUGCGGUACGCACGCUACGUGUAGUGUACAGGACGAUGGUGCAGCAUAUCAUUACACACAUACACACCAUCAUCACAAGGAUUCGUACGACGGUGAUCACCACAACGACCUUCAAUGUGGCUCAGCAGCAGCAGCAGGCUAUUGUGCAAGAGCUAGAUGAAUGCAAGGCCGAGAUAGAGGAAGCUCGCAAAGAAGCUGAAGCUCUCUGUCAGGUGACCUCUGACCCUGAAGAGGUCAAGGACAUUUUGAACAAGAUUGCAGAGCUGAAUGAACAGUGGUUAGAGGUGCAGACACUCGUUAAUCAGAGCUCACAGCAGCUUGGUGAGGCCACAGAGCUGUGGUUCUGUUACGAGGACUCUCGGACGUUUGUCACUGAGUGGGUGGCAGGCACAGAGAAUGCGAUUGCGAUUCAGCAGGCGUCAGGCAGCACCGAACCGAUAGAUGUACAAGUCAAUGAGCUUGAGGGUUUCAUGAAUGACUUCGUUCAAGUACACCACCACAUUUCUCUUAUGGAGGAUACACUGGAACAGUUGGAGCAAGUGCAGAUACCUGUUGACCAGGAAAAGCCCAUUGUUGCGGCCUUAUCUUCCACAGUCAAUCAGUUGGAAGAGGUCGUCAAAGGCAGAGUCAAUGCACUUAAGAUCGAACAGGACGAAGAGCGAGUGAGGUUGUCUCAGCUCACCACCGUUACCACGACAACAGUGGUCACCACCGUGACGACGAAGCCGGAAGUCGAUGUACUGGAGUCUCCGUCGGCCAUGGAGGAGAUGCCGUCGCCGAGCGACGAGACGUCCCAGCAGGCACUGCCUCAGGAGGCGGCGCAGGCCGUGCUGAGUCCAGACGAGGCGACCGAGGACACCGGAUACUACAGUGUCGAGGACCUGAGACAGGUCGUCUCACCUACGAGUCCUAAAGCUCGAGAGACGGCCGUCGUGACCGUCGCCGACGUGCUUGCCGUGGAGAAGGCAAAGGAGCGCCCCGAGGCGACCGCGGAGGAAGCUCUCAUCGCGUUCGAGGAUGAGGAGGCUGCGAGCUGGAGUGAAACGGUCGUCGAGACGACGACGGAGACGACGACGGAGACGGCGACGACGAUCGUGAAGGAGCAGGUCUACACGGAGGUGGACGAUGAGUCGACAGAGUUUGUCAUCAUCGAGAAGGAGGAGGUCGACACGGGCGUGUCACACGUGGGAGAGGAAAUUGAGACGAGCGAACAGAAGGAGGUGCGCGAAGAAGAGGCACCGGCUAUGCAGGAGGAUGAGCAGGAGAAGGAAGCGUUUGUGCUUGUGGAUGAAGAGGAAGCUGAGGCACAGCCAGAGCAUCCUCCGUUGGCAGAGGAUGAGGUGGGCCCUGCGAAGAAGUCGAAAAGAAAGCGAAAACCUAAGAAGAAGAAGAAGAAGCAUCCGUCUGAUCCUCAUGAAGUUGUGGCUGCAGAUGAAGUAGAAGAAGUCGCCGAGGAUGGAAUGGUGGGAGAAGAGCACGCCAAAUCAGAGCCAGUAGACGAGAUGGACGUAAUUAAUGUUGCAGCACAGAAGGAAGACAUCGAGGAGACAUCAGUGACGAUCACAGAGAAAGCGGUCAUCGAAGACGUGAGAGUCGAUGAGGAGCUACCAGAAGGUGUUGAGAAAACGGGCGAGGAGGAAGGUGAAGAUGAGGAAGUCCAUGGCAAAAAGAAAAAGAAACGAAAACCAAGAAAGAAGAAGAAGAAGUCCCUGUCAGAACCUGCAGAGGCAGAGCCAGAGGUGGCAGCCUCAACUCGUGAAGUGAUCACUGAAUCCAUCACCACAGAAGUAGUCACUACAAAGGUUAUAACUUCAGAUACCAUCACUGAAGAAGAUACUACAGGAGAACUUGCUGAAAAUGCAAUCACUACUGAAGUAGUUACAGCAGAGAAUGACACUGCUGAACCAGUCAGUAUAGAAGUGGCUACCACUGAAGAGGUUGCAACUGAACCAACCACUACAGACGUGGUCACUACUGAAAUUGUAACUACGAAACAUAUAACCACAGAAAUAAUCACAACAGAAGAGAUCACUACUGAACCAGUUACCACAGAAGAGAUCACUACUGAACCAGUUACCACAGAGGCACUUACAACAGAAGAGGUUGCUACUGAACCAGUUACCACAGAGGCACUUACAACAGAAGAGGUUGCUACUGAACCAGUCACUGCUGAGGUAAUCACUACAGAAGAGGUAACUACGGAAGAUUUCACUGAUGAGCCUUCACUCCCAACUGAGAGCCCUAUCGACUUCACGACAGAAGAAGCCGAGGUCUCUUCUCCGCACACUGUUGAAGAUGAAUCUACUGAUGUAUAUGAUGAAGCACCAGGAAGGAAGAAGAGGAAGAGAAAGCCGAGGAGGAAGAAGAAGGCAGGAGUUGUGGUGGAGCAGCCUGGGGAGUCUACAGAAGACACGAAAGAUGAUCAGUAUUUUGUCACGGAACCAGACGAUGAUGUUGACACAAGAGACGAGGCAGAGAAACGUGUGACAGAGGUGACAACCAUCAAGAAGACGGUGAUAACUGAAGAAUUACGUGAGAUCACUGGAGAACGGGUGCUGGUCACAACAGACGAAGCUGAGUUCAAAGACAUUCCACAGAGUUUGUCAGAGGAGGAUAUUGUUGUGUGUGAGGAAGUCACUGAUGUUGAUGCUGAUCAACUGCUACCCGAAUUCACUACUGCUCAUCAAAAACUAAAGGAACCUUCAGAAAGCCAAGAGCUUCACUUGGAUGAGGUCACUAAAGGCACGCAGAAAAUAGAAAAUGUCAAAUACGCCGUAGAGGAAACACAGAUGGAUGCAGAUCCAACAACAACAACAACAACAACAACAACAACAACAUCAGCAACGGAAACAACAAAAAUACAAAUUGAACACCAACUAAUUGACUCUGUACUAGUGGGUGACAGUUCAGAAAUAUGCAUUGGGAAUGAAAAUGUAGUAGAAACAACUAACAUUACAAGCCAGAUCGAAAGGGAAUCUGUGAUAGAGGCAUUCGAGCACAGGACUGCUGAAAUAGAAAUACCUACAGAGCGAGAAAGACAGUUUGAACUAUUGAGUUCUACCACAGAUGUGGGUAAAAAUAAGAAGCUCGAAGGUUCAGACCUGAGUUCAGAAAAGCUAGCAGCCAGUCAGAAAUUAGCAGGACAUACAGAAGAACGCCGCAUUAGCGAAUAUGAUGAUGUUUCAAUACCGGAUAUAUAUGAUGAUUGGGGAGUGCUCCCUGAAGAGAAAUGUACCGAGAUUGUAGAAGUAGUAAAUCAAAUGGGAAGUGGAGGAGAGCCUGCUGAUGUGUCGGACGCUGAGAUAGAUUUGAAAACUGAUGAUCCCAGCUGGGUUGCUAUAUCUAAUGUUCAGUUUGGCUUGGAUAAACAAGCAGUGGUGACAGAAAUGAGAACAGAACUUGAAGACCAAUCCGUAGCUCUCUAUAGCGAUGAGGUUAUACCUGAGAUUUAUGACGAUUGGGGUUUGGGUGAAGAUCAGGCAUAUAGAAUAUCGACUGCAAUUACUGGAGACAGGGUGGACGUGACUACUGAGCUGACACUAUCUCAUGAAGAAGUGGAAACACCGAAUGAGCCUACAGAGCUGGAGAUAUCUAAAAUUGAAGUGAAAACUGACAGGCCCACUGGGCUGCGAGCAGCUGAGGCAGAUGUAGAAUAUCAAGAAGCGCCUAGAGUGUUACCAACACCCGAAGAAGAACUAGUCAAGCUAGAAGAGCAUACGGAAGUGCUAAUAGCUGAGGUGGAAGUAGAGACGUCAGAAGAGCCUUCUGAGCUGCUAAUAGCUGAGGUGGAAGUAGAGACGCCAGAAGAGAAAAUAGAAGAGCCUUCUGAGCUGCUAAUAGCUGAGGUGGAAGUAGAGACGCCAGAAGAGAAAAUAGAAGAGCCUUCUGAGCUGCUAAUAGCUGAGGUGGAAGUAGAGACGUCAGAAGAGAAAACAGAAGCGCCUACUGAGCUUGUAGCUGAGGUGGAAGUAGAGACGCCAGAGGAGAAACCAGAAGAGCCUACUGAGCUGCUAGCUUAUGAAGAAGAAAUUAAACCAACAGAGAGUAGUGAAGUGCUGCCAACUGAAGUGGGAGAAGAUAAGCAAGAAGAGCCCUCUGACUUACUGAUGGCUGCGGUGAAGAAUCAAACUGAAUUGACAAAGGCAGAAGAAGAGCUAGAGAAAUCAGACGUCUCCAUUGACAGGGCAACAACUGCGAAAGAAGUAGAGACACCAGAAGACCUUGCACAUGGAGCGGCCGCUGAGAUAGAUUUGUCAACUAUAGAUCCCCAAAUGGUUGCUAUACCCAAUGCUGAGUUUGGUUUGGAUAAACAUGCAGUGGUGACAGAAAUGAGAACAGAACCUGAAGACCAAUUCGUAGCUCUCUAUAGAGAUGAGGUUAUACCUGAGAUUUAUGAGGAUUGGGGAUUGGGUGAUGAUCAGGCAUAUGAAACAGCGACUGAAAUUCUGUAUCCUAUGGGAUUUUUAGAGAGGGUUGACGAGACUACCGAGCUGCGAAUAGCUGAGGUGGAAGUAGAAAGGCCAGAAGAGAAAACAGAAGAGCCUUCUGAGCUACUAAUAGCUGAGGUGGAAGUAGAGAUGCCAGAAGAGAAAACAGAAGAGCCUUCUGAGCUGGUAAUAGCUGAGGUGGAAGUAGAGACGUCAGAAAAGAAAACAGAAGAGCCUUCUGAGCUGGUAAUAGCUGAGGUGGAAGUAGAGACGUCAGCAGAGAAACCAGAAGAGCCUGCUGAGCUCGUAAUAGCUGAGGUGGAAGUAGAGACGCCAGAAGAGAAAAUAGAAGAGCCUUCUGAGCUGGUAAUAGCUGAGGUGGAAGUAGAGACGCCAGAAGAGAAAACAGAAGAGCCUUCUGAGCUGCUAAUAGCUGAGGUGGAAGUAGAGUCGCCAGAAGAGAAAACAGAAGAGCCUUCUGAGCUGCUAUUAGCUGAAGUGGAAGUAGAGACGCCAGAAGAGAAAACAGAAGAGCAUACUGAGCUACUAAUAGCUGAGGUGGAAGUAGAGACGCCAGAAGAGAAAACAGAAGAGCAUACUGAGCUGCUAAUAGCUGAGGUGGAAGUAGAGACACCAGAAGAGAAAACAGAAGCGCCUACUGAGCGGCUAAUAGCUGAGGUGGAAGUAGAAACGCAAGAAGAACCCACUGAGCUGCUAGAUUAUGAGGAGGAAAUGAAACCGACAGAGAGUAGUGAAAUGCUGGCAGCUGACGUAGGAGAAGAUAAGCCAAUAAAGCUCAUUGAGCAUACAACCACCGAGGAAGAAGUAGCGGUGACAGACCUGCCCUCAGAGUGGCCAACAACUGUGAAAGGAGAGAAACCAGUUGAUACCACUGAGCCCCCAGCUUCUGAUGAUAAAAUUCUGAUAGAGGAACGACCCAUUAAAGCAGCUGAUAUCCCCGCUCCUGAUGCAGAAGUGAAACAAUGUGAGCCUCCAGAAGUUACACCAGCAGAACUAGAAGAGAACCCACCAGAGUCCACUAAGAUACCCAUACUAGAUGUAGAGCUGGAGAGACCAAAUGAUACAAUAGAGGUUACAAUGUCUGCCAUAGUAGAGAGACACAAAGAGUCGCGUGAAACCUUAGCAGAUGCGAUAGAAGUGAAACCAGACAUGCCUACCGAACCAUCAACAGCUGAAGUGGACGAGAAACCAGAACAGCAUAUUGAUACAACAAGAAACGAAGAUGUAUGCGUUGAAAUCCUUUACCGGGAAUCAGACGAUAGCAUUGAGACAAUAACCACAACCUUAACAACAACAACAACAACACGGACUGAAAGUUUGGAAACCGAUAUAUCGGGCCCAGAAAACACUUUGCAACAAGAUACAGAAUAUCCCCAAACAUCGGGGCCUGUUUCAAUUGUUGAGAUAGUUGCUGAAGAACUGGAAAACUCUGGUACAACGAGUGUCACAAAAAUCACAAAGACUCUCAUAAGUAGAGAAACAGUUGAUGUUACUGAUAGUUGCCCUGCUGCUCAAGGUGUUAGUUGUUAUGAACAGGGUGUUGAUGUAAUGACGGAAUAUAUUCAAACGGAUUCACGUUUGCAAGAAGCUGAUGUGGCUGCUAUUAGACAUGAGCUCGAAAAAACCAGUGACGUAACAGUCAAACAUGAAACAUUUGAGCAAAAUCUGGGCUUAGGCCUGCCUUUAGCUGAUGUGUCAAGGGAAACUGACUAUGCAACCGAGGUUACUUCACAUGAAGCAGAAGAUAGUACUGAAACAACUACUACAACUCUCAUAACAACCGUGGCAACUACACGGACUAUAGAAUCCAUAGAGGUGGAACCAGAUAACAUUUCAUCGAAUGAAAUUAUAGCUACAGCAACAGAACCACACCAAUCAACAUUAAUUGUUGAUAGUCAUGAGACGGAAGACGAAUCUGGUACACUGACAUCUGUGACGAAAUUGACUAAAACGGUUAUCACGACUCGUGUUGAAGACGUCACUGACUUAACUGCUGAACUAGAAGAGAAGGGAGCAAAUGUGCUUUUUGAUGUUAAUAAGUCAGUGGAUAUGUUGAAAAUGGAAGAGAGGCGAACGGAGGUUACACUUGAUCGUCAACCUACAGAACCUACUGUGGCUUCUGAAAGGGAAGGCGCCGGGGAAAUCAAGUGGGCCGUCAUAACGGAGCCGAAUCUAGACAAAGAAGGCGAUGACACGGUGUCACAGGAGCAGGAAACGAAACCAGAUAGCGACGCAGAAUUUCUACCCAAGACAGAAAUGAUCAGUAGUGCGGUACAGGUAACAACGAGGAUCACUGAAACAACAGAGACGUCUAUCGGGGAUGCAGAUCUUUCUCAACUAAUGACUCCAUCUACAACAGUUUCAUCUAUGCUUACACAACACCAUGUUGACACUAUUGUUAAAUUAGAGACAGUUGAGGAGGCAGAGGCAGAUGAUGUGACGCAUGUACAAUUUCAUAAGCUAGAUCUACAUGAAGAAAUGAAUACAGCUGAUGUCGAGUUAGAAAUGGCUGAACCGCUUACUGAGGUGCAGACACCAGAGCAGCCUAGUGAAGUAGAAAUCGCUGAGGUUGAAAUUGAGAAACCAGCAGAACCUACUGAGAUCUCUACAGCUGAGGUAGAGUUUGAGAAACCAGAACAUCCAAGUGAAGUAGAAACUGCUGAGGCUCUAAUUGAAAAGCCGGAAGAACCUACUGAGAUCUCUACAGCUGAGGUGGAGUUUGAGGAGCAAGAGCAGCCUAGUGACGUAGAAACUGCUGAAAUUGAAAUUGAGAAACCAGCAGAACCUACAGAGAUCUCUACGGCUGAGGUAGAGUUUGAGAUACCAGAGCAGCCUAGUGAAAUACAAAUCGCCGAGGUUGAAAUUGAGAAACCAGCAGAACCUACUGAGAUCUCUACCGCUGAGCUAGAGUUUGAAGAGCAGGCGCAGCCUAGUCCAGAAGCAACUGCUGAGGCUUCAAUUGGAAAAUCAGAAGAACCUACUGAGAUCUCCACAGCUGAGGUAGAAAUCGAGAAAAAAGAGCAGCCUAGUGAAGUAGAAUCUGUUGAGGUUGAAUUUGAGAAACCACCAGCACCUACUGAAUUCUCUACGGUUAAGGUAGAGUUUGAGAAACCACAACAGCCUAGUGAAGUAGCAACUGCUGAUAUUGAAAUUGAGAAACCAGCAGAAUCUACUGAGAUCUCCACAGCUGAGGUAGAGUUUGAGAAACCAGAGAAAUUAGAUGAACAGACAGCGGCUGAAACAGCUGAAUUUAUUCAUGAAGAAUUGGAAGAACCUGCUGCCUUGUUAGAUGUGCCAGGCGAUAUGGAAGAAGUGACAACUGAGGAAGAAGUUGACCACGCUGAAAAUGGCCAUGAGCCAGGGAAAAGAAAGCGGAAGCGAAAACGUAAGCCUCGCGGCAGAAGACAAAAGAAGCAUCCUGACGAAGAUGAUGGCAUGGCAGGGGAAGUCUCACUUGUUGUUAGCGAUAUGGCUUCCCAUGAAGUUGAUAAAACACGCGACAUUACUGAUAUUGGACCAUCAGAUGAAGUACAGGAAACUCAAGAGGUGAUCAUUGCUGAAUCAAUGCAUGAGAAAGCACAUGAGCCAACUGAGAUAUCUAUAGCCGAGGUAGAGUUUGAGAUACCAGGCCAGCCGAGUGAGGUAAAAGCUGCUGAGAUUGAAAUUGAGAAACCAGUACAACCUACUGAGAUCUCUAUGGCUGAGGUAGAGGUUGAGAUACCGGAACAUCCAAGUGAAGUAGAAACUGCUGAAGUUGAAAUUGACAAACUGGCAGAACCUACUGAGAUCUCUACAGCUGAGGUAGAAUUUGAGAAACCACAACAGCCUAGUGAUGUAGAAUCUGCUGAGAUUGAAAUUGAAAAACCGGAAGAACCUACUGAUAUCUCCACAGCUGAGGUAGCGUGUGAGAUACCAGAGAAAUUGGAUGAACAGACAGCGGCGGAAACAGCUGAAUUUAUUCCUGAAGAAUCGGAAGAGCCUGCUGCCUUGUUAGAUGUGCCAGACGAUAUUGAACAAGUAACAACUGAGGAAGAAGUUGACCACGCUGAAAAUGGCCACGAGCCAGGGAAAAGAAAACGUAAGCGAAAACGUAAGCCUCGUGGAAGAAGAAAGAAGCAUCUUGACGAAGAAGACAGCAUGGCAGGGGAAGUAUCAAUUGUUGUUAGCGAUAUGGUUUCCCAUGAAGCUGCGAUCUCUACAGCUGAAGACGAGGUUAAGAAAAAAGAACAGCCUAGUCAAGUAGCAACUGCCGAGGCUGAAAUGGAGAAACCCUCAGAACCUUCUGACAUCUCUACAGCUGAAGACGAGUUUGAGAAAUCAGAACAGCCUAGUGAAGUACUCGUCGCUGAGGUUGAAGUUGAGAAACCAUCAGAACCUACAGAGAUCUCUACAGCUGAGAUACAGUUUGAGAAACCAGAACAGCCUAGUGAAGUAGCAACCGCCGAGGUUGAAAUGAAGAAACCCUCAGAACCUUCUGAGAUCUCUACAGCUGAGAUACAGUUUGAGAAAUCAGAGCAGCCUAGUGAAGUACUCAUCGCCGAGGUUGAAGUUGAGAAACCAUCAGAACCUACUGAGAUCUCUACAGCUGAGGUAGAAAUUGAGAAACCAGAAGAGCUUGCAUCAGUGCCAACAGGUGAGAUAGAAGUAAAGAAAUCAGAAGAGCUUGCCGAAGUGCCAACAGCUGAGAUAGAAGCAAAGAAAUCACAAGAGCCUGCCGCAGUGCCAACAGCUGAGAUAGAAAUAAGGAAACCAGACGAGCCUUUUGAAGUUCCAAUGGCUGCAGCAGAAGUGCAGGAACUAGAUCAAUCUACUGAGCAACAUGAAGGAGAUGUGGAGAAACCAUCGGAGCCUGCACAAUUGGUAAUGGCUGACAUAGAAGUAAGACGAGAAGAGCAGGUAGAGGUCUUAACUGCUGAUAUAGAAGUUGCGAAACCAGAGAUGUCAGUUGAGUUGGCAGAUAUUGUGGAAGAGGUGAGACCCGACAGUGCUACUGAGUUACCAACCUCUGAGGAAGAAGAGAGACCAGAUCAGGUUACUGAGCAACUAACAGCAGAUAGAGACAGAAAACCAGAAGAGCCUACUGACUUGGCAACAACUCUCCUGACCGUAAUAUCAGAGCAGACGAUAUCUGUAGAAGAGGUUGGAACAGCACAGCCUCCAUUUAUCACCACUGCCGAAGCACAAGUCAAAGCAAACGGUGCUAUGCCUUCAGUAGUGUCUCAUCUAGAAGAGGUAUCUCAGGACUUGAUGAAACCAGAGCAUUCACAGGAGGUUACGACACUUGAUGUAGAAGUUGAGGAAUCACAAGUUGGAGAGCAGCAUGUACAAGCAUCUGAUGUUAACUUGGCUAGAAAGGUACAACCUGUGGAGGAAUGCUUAUCUCUUGCAGGUGCUACAGAAGAACCGAUUACCGAACAAGUAGGCUAUUCAAAGUUGGAACGCGUUCUUGAAGAAUUGGCUUUGUUGGAGGAAGCUGUUAGGAAGGGCGAGGAAGCUGCUGAAGUUAUCCUGGAAGAGCUUUCUGUAGAGGAUCACUCCAUAUGUUUGGAUCGCACUGUUUCAUCAGCCAUUGAUGAACUCCAAGCUGAUGAUAGCAUUGUCGAUGAUUUGACUGAUAUAGACGAUGCAAUGGUAAUAGAAAGUGAUGAUGUGCUAGAAAAUCUUGCACUUGACAUCGAUAGAGAUGUAUCACGUGAAAUGGACAUUCAAACUCAUGUCUCAGCUGAUGAGCAUGAUUCUCAACUUGAACGGGUAGCAGAGAGUAAAGAAUUGGUUCUUGAACCUUCUCUCAUCACCGUCGUAGAGACAGAUGGCAAAUUAUUAAAAGUGGCUGCAGAUGAGAAAGUCUUGGAUGAUAGUACCGUUUUGGCUGAUGCUUUGCAAAAUAAGAGUGAAGAUUCCCUAAUAUUGUCUGAAAUGGAGUUUGCAAAUGAUAGUAGGGAUAUGGCAACUCGCAGCAUUUCUCCAGUGGUUUUGACUAUACCCGUACAGAAUGAGGGGAUGGGUGAAGAAACUACGUAUAAGGUUAAAAAGAAAAAGAAAAGGAAGGAAACGAAAAGAAGUAUGCCGAUGUCAUCAGAUGUCCAAGCUGUUACAUCGAUAUAUCUGUCUGUUUCCUUAGAUGUUUCAUUAGAAUCAGGUGAUACUUCCAAAGAGAUACUAUAUGAGGUACCUCAGCUGGAAGUACCAGAAAUGCCGACAUCAACCACUACAGAGCGCACUAUCGACGUGGCAACGCCUGUCCAAGAGCAAGAGGAAAUAAUCACAUUUUUAAAUAUACCAGCAAACUUUGAAGAUGUAACCAGAGAUGUUGUUUUCGCAGUGCCUCAUCCAGCAGAGAAGAAGAAAAAGAAAAAGAAACAGAAACCUGUUGCCAAGUCUCUGGAAACUACCGAUUUGGCUACUGCUUUGAGUGCGGUUUGCCUAGAUGCACUGUUAGAGACUGCUAGUACCCGUAAAGAAAUAGUGUUUGAGGCAUCUCAACAUGUUAUAAAAGAAGAAGAUACACCAGUGGCCGAAUCGACUACUCAGGAUAUAACACCGUCUGAUCAAGUGAUGGAGGUUACUAUCGCAACAUUACAUAUAAUGGCAGACCGUGAGGAUCUACCUAAACAUGCAGUUUUUGAAGCAUCACUUGCAACAAAGAAGAAGACGAAGAAGAAGAAGAGAGUAAAGGAACCUGCUCUAGUUACACACUCCGAAGGAUCUGUUGAUUCGGGCACUCCUCCCUCAGUUUGUUUGGAUGUUCCUUUUGAUCAAGGUGAUAUUCAUAAGGAAACAUUUGAGGUAUCCCAAUUAAUUCCAAAAGAAGAAGCCAAAUCAAUGCCUGAGGAGCCGGCUAUGGAGGCUGUUAUACUGUCUAGUGAAGUGGGGGAAGGUGCUGUGGAAACUUUAAAUAUAAUGGCAGACAAUGAGGAUUUACCAAAACAUUUACUUUUCAAAGUAUCAGCUCCAAUGGAGAAGAAGGGAAAGAAAGAAAAACGAUCUGCUGAUGUUACACAGCCAUUCGAAUCUACCGAAUCAGCCACUGAUCAUCCUAUAUGCCUGGAUGUUGCUUUAGAGUCCGAUGAUACUAGUAACGAAACGAUAUUUGAGAUCUCUUGUCAGGAUUCGUCGGUAGAAAUUGCACCUACUUCCAGACAAGAAACGGAUCAAUCAUUGAACCUUUAUUUGACUGAAAAGUCUGAACAGGUCCUCAGUUUACGAACAAAGCAACAGGUUAUGGCGGUUGAGGAGCUUGCAUCAAUAGAAAGCAAACGUGAGCAACGUGUCAGUGUUGAGCAGAUGUCUACAGAGUAUGAGCACGCUGAGGGACCGGGAAUACACAGUGUUGAAGUUCUUAUUGAGGAUGAAUCUUCAGAAGAAAUGGAAUAUUCGUGCAAUACGGCGGCGUUUAGAAGACAGGAAAGAAGCCGACUACGUGCACAGCAAGAGAAGUUCACACAGCAAUGGCAACAGUCCGAAAGAUCUGAAGUCAAAUUACAAACAGAAUCACAGAUGUCUGAGAAUCUGUUCAGCAGAUUGGCCAAACAAAAAGCUUAUACUACGUCUAGAUCUACAGAAGCAGUCGGAGACGACUCAUCAAGUGAGGAGGAGCAGCUAAGCAUAAAACAUCAGCUCUCCCUAGCUCGUCGACAACAAAGCAAUGUGCAUAAGGAACAACAGGAACGAGAGACUAUGUCAACAUCGCAGAUUCAGGCCAGUACUGCAAGUACUCGCUACAGCAGCAGAACAGGAGUGAGUAGCCGGCGGGUUAUUACAAGUGACAGUAUGAGCGACACCCCGCAGGAGCGUAUUACACGGGAGAGAAUUUCUCGAGCUAGAGCAGCGGCUUAUGAAGCUAACAAGCAGCUCCAUCAGCUGGCUUUGUCUCAACAACAGCAACAUCAGCAGCAACCGGCAGACCAGUCGACAGUGCAGUAUAUACGACAUGGAAGUGAUAUUGUGGCUGCAUCACGGGAUGAGCAUCUGAAGGCAACACCGGCCUCGCAUUUCAUCAAGAGAUCUGCCACUUCCACGUAUUCCUCUCAUAGGACAACCAGCUUGAUGCAGGCUGGUCAAUUUGUGACCUCGCGGUCAUCAUCGUCAGCACUAACACCACAUAAGAGACGGGCGAGAGUCCAUAAAUCUCUCGUGAAAGCAGUUUCCGAUGAUGGUUCGUAUCAACUCGUUCGGCGCAAUCUCAGCAUUCAAGAGCACCAGACGAUAGGCGGCAUCAGAGGUCCGUUAAUACAGCACAUAGAGGUGAUCAUCGAGGAGGACUCCGAUGCUGAGCAGGAGGAUGUGCAGGCGGCCAUCCACGAGCAGUAUGGCCACAAGAUCGUGAGCAUUCACAUGGCGAAAAAACUCAACUUUAACUCGUGGCAGGUGAUGGAGUACUACAAGGUCGUGCCACAGCUGGUCCGCCCAGUCGUCGAGGAACUGGACGUACUCAUCGAUACGGACUCCGAGAAGAAAUCGGAUGAUGAAGUGGCUCACCCGACAUUUACAUAUACCACUAAGCACUAAACUCGACCCAACAUCCGAAAUGUGUGAAGUUCAUUUUUGUCAAAUGUUUUUAGUCAUUUACGAAAUUUUUAUUUUAUUGGACUUUCACGCAAUUAUUUGGGUAUGCUUUGGUAGAUAAAUUUGUAUUCAAAAAGUCCAUA
Molecule: messenger RNA, 15953 nt
Organism: Priapulus caudatus
Lineage: Eukaryota; Metazoa; Priapulida; Priapulimorpha; Priapulimorphida; Priapulidae
Product: titin-like
Exons: 37
Coding region: 1-15813 (5270 amino acids)
Source: RefSeq, a predicted model, not a curated record